Molecule: messenger RNA, 429 nt
Organism: Emiliania huxleyi CCMP1516
Lineage: Eukaryota; Haptophyta; Isochrysidales; Noelaerhabdaceae
Exons: 1
Biological process (GO): protein dephosphorylation
Cellular component (GO): cytoplasm
Molecular function (GO): protein tyrosine/serine/threonine phosphatase activity
Source: RefSeq, a predicted model, not a curated record
AUGGCGGCCGAGAGUGACGCUUGGCUCGAGCUGCACGGCGUCACCGCAGUACUAGACACGACCGGCGGGUGGAGGCGGAAGUCGUCCGCGCUCGACGGGCAGAGCUGGGUGCGCGAGCCGCCGCCGCCGCCCGGUCGCCGCCAGCAUCUCCAGCUUCCGGCGGAGGACCGCGCCGACUUCAACAUUGAGCCGCUCCUCCGGCGCGGCGUCGACUUUAUCCGCGAGGCGAUCGGGGCGGGCGGCUGUGUGCUGGUGCACUGCCACGCGGGCGUCUCCCGCUCAGCCACCCUCGCCGCCGCGUACCUGAUGGAGGAGCACGCCCUCUCCGUGCGCUGCGCCCUGCGACUCCUCACCGAGGCGCGCCCGUGCUGCCGGCCCAACCCCGGCUUCGAAAAGGCGCUCGUCGGGUGGGAGAUGCGAGUGCGCGUG